AGGCGCUGGCUAUUCACUGCUGCAGCUUGUGUAGUUUGUGUAGCAACAACCUGGAGGCCUGCCAGAACCUUCGCCCGAAUGACAGUGGGAGAAGCCUGGAGACAGCUGAAGCUUCAGCCGACCGCUUCCAAGGAGCAGAUCAAGAAGGCUUUCAAGGACAGGAUCAGGCAGGUUCACCCGGAUGUCACUGGAGAUGAUGGGACCAUGCUCCGCAAGGUGCAGGAUGCUUAUCAGGUUCUGGAAGAGCUCCGAGACCCAACCUUCUUUGAUGGAUCGUCAGAGGAUGGGCUGCCACAAUGGGCGACUGGAUUGCUGGAGGGGAUCGAAUGGAGCUCUGAGUGCCCAAGCUAUGCCGAGUUUUUGCAGAAGCCAGACAACAAGGCACUGGCGGUGGGUGAAAUGAGCCAAAAGACAGGCGUUCGACCCUGGGCUGCUGCUUGGGGAAAGUUCUCACAACAGGACGCGAAUUCAGAAGCUUUGCGUGCCUGCCGCCAAUACGGCGUGAAGUGUCGGCUGGUGUAUGUGGGCAGUGGCACCGCACGGGUUCGGACCGUGGGUUUGGACAGCCGUAGUGGCGAAGAGGAGAAAAACUGGUGGCGAACGCAGGUGAUGAAAUCUGGAGAUUUACCUGGUUUUGGCUGGAUGCCCAUGAUCGAUCCCUCCAAAGAGAGGUUGGUUGGUUGGAAGACCAUCACCGAGGGUAGCGAGAUCAUUGGCGAGCAGCGCAUCCGUGUCCCGGUCUUUGAACCGGCCAAGGGCGGCACACCCUACUUGUAUGCUCCGGGGAAACCGAAAACGCGAGUGCAGUUGAAGCGGACUCCCUUCAAGCGAAUGCAGAGUCUUCAGCGCACAGUGCAGCGAGAUGGAAGGUCUUUGCUUCGGGAGCACAUCAUGUCCUUGAGCCAGCAGUCGGAUGGGUGGACCAGUGCUGUUGAUGUUUUGCGCAGAAAGAAGAGCCCGCAGCAAGGAGAAGUUAGAUAGGCGAUCUGCCUUGCGUUCCUUUGAUGUGGGCCACAGCAUGACAUUUAGAAGCCUCGGACAAAAGGCAAUCCAGAGGCAACCCAUCCAGUGUUAGCUGGCUGGCUCAUCUUCAAUUGAUGAGCUCUCCAACUUGUAGAUACCCGGAACCAAUUUUCAGCAUGCUGAAAUGCUUCAGAAUGAUGCAGCAAGA
Molecule: messenger RNA, 1171 nt
Organism: Durusdinium trenchii
Lineage: Eukaryota; Dinophyceae; Suessiales; Symbiodiniaceae
Source: the annotation of a GenBank genome assembly